This is a messenger RNA of Cyprinus carpio (common carp), 3911 nucleotides long. RefSeq names its product copine-5-like. Gene Ontology annotation, cellular component: plasma membrane. Gene Ontology annotation, molecular function: calcium-dependent phospholipid binding. Gene Ontology annotation, biological process: cellular response to calcium ion. NCBI's taxonomy places the organism in Eukaryota, Metazoa, Chordata, Actinopteri, Cypriniformes, Cyprinidae. The record is from RefSeq and is a predicted model, not a curated record.
CGAAUAUGUGAAAGAAUGCGCGAGGGGUGGAGUUCUGCUCUUUUACUUUCCUCUCCACACAGUGCGUGCAGACAGAGAUCUCACCGCUGUCAGAAGUCGCGCACCUGUACUCUUCCUUGAGGUUUUCAUUUAGCAAACCAAACCAAACCCUUUAUGUUGUCUUCUUUUUUUUCUUACAACAUUGCUGAUUUCUUAUUUUGAGCGCAUAACAGGGCAUCCGCGAAGCACCAGCACAAACGCUGACUCUCUGUCACCCUGCUGCGGUCCUGCGCGCGCCCGCGCACGCGCCUCGCUGGAGCUGGGAGAUUUCAGUAAGCACCACAGGACCCAGAACUGCAAAACUGUUUGAAGUAGAGAGCUUCCUCUUGUCCCACGCGCCCAUGGAAUGCGACGUUAUGGAUAAACUAGAGGACAUGGCCUCAGUGUGCGAGUUCGACCCUAUCACGGGGAGUAUUCCCGCCACCAAAGUGGAGAUCACCGUCUCGUGCAGAAAUCUGUUAGAUCGAGACACAUUCUCCAAGUCUGAUCCUUUGUGUGUUCUGUACACUCAGGGAGUGGAGUCUAAGCAGUGGCGUGAGUUUGGGAGAACUGAAGUCAUUGACAACACCCUGAAUCCAGACUUUGUGAGAAAGUACAUCCUGGACUAUUUCUUUGAGGAGAAGCAGAAUCUGCGCUUUGACAUAUAUGACAUUGAUUCCAAAAGUCCUGAUCUAGCCAAACAUCCCUCCGAUUUCAACGACUUCCUGGGUCAGACCUUCUGCACUCUGGGUGAGAUAGUUGGUUCACCAGGCAGUCAUCUGGAAAAGCCUUUGGGUGGCAUCCCUGGGAAGAAUUGUGGAACCAUUAUUCUCACUGCAGAGGAACUCGGAAACUGUCGGGACUGUGCAACAAUGCAGUUCUGUGCCAAUAAGCUGGAUAAGAAAGACUUCUUUGGCCGCUCUGACCCGUUUAUGAUGUUCUACAGAAGUAAUGAGGAUGGAACGUUCACUAUCUGCCAUAAAACUGAGGUGGUAAAGAAUACGCUGAACCCUGUCUGGCAGCCAUUCACCAUUCCUGUCAGAGCACUGUGCAACGGAGAUUAUGACAGGUCAAUUAAAGUGGAGGUGUACGACUGGGACAGAGAUGGCAGUCACGAUUUUAUCGGAGAGUUCACCACCAGCUACAGAGAGCUGUCUCGCGGCCAGAGUCAGUUCAACGUGUACGAGGUGGUGAAUCCUAAAAAGAAACUUAAAAAGAGAAGAUACAUCAACUCUGGCACAGUGACACUGCUUUCAUUCUUGGUGGAAGCCGAACACACGUUCCUGGACUACAUCAAAGCAGGCACUCAGAUCCAUUUCACAGUGGCCAUUGAUUUCACUGCGUCGAAUGGGAACCCUUCUCAGUCUACCUCCCUGCAUUACAUGAACCCCUAUCAGAUGAACGCAUACGCCAUGGCAUUGAAGGCCGUGGGAGAGAUCAUUCAGGACUAUGACAGCGAUAAGAUGUUUCCUGCAUUGGGCUUCGGAGCCAAAAUUCCUCCUGAUGGCCGGGUUUCCCAUGAAUUUCCCCUGAAUGGUAAUGUAGAUAACCCAUACUGCAAUGGGAUGGAGGGCAUCCUAGAGGCCUACCACGAGAGUCUGAAGACUGUCCAGCUCUACGGACCCACCAAUUUUGCUCCUGUCAUCAACCAUGUAGCAAGAUAUGCUGCAGCAGUUCAAGACGGCUCACAGUACUUUGUGCUUCUCAUCAUCACAGAUGGUGUGAUAUCAGAUAUGGCUCAGACUAAAGAAGCCAUCGUCAAUGCAGCAAAAUUACCUAUGUCCAUCAUUAUUGUUGGAGUUGGCCAAGCUGAAUUUGAUGCCAUGGUAGAACUGGACGGUGACGAUGUAAGAAUAUCCUCCAGAGGAAAGCUGGCAGAGAGGGAUAUUGUACAGUUCGUACCAUUCAGAGACUACAUGGACAGGACGGGAAACCAUGUCCUGAGUAUGGCACGGCUUGCCAAGGAUGUCCUGGCCGAGAUCCCAGAUCAGUUAAUCUUAUAUAUGAAGUCAAGGGGCAUCAAGCCGAACCAGACACCACCAGACUACAGCCCACCUGGGCUCAGCCCAACCCCCACCGUAUGAGUUUAUCCAGCCUGCUGAAAGAAAACAGGCGAUGUUAUGUCACCACCGAUCUGGAUCUCAUUCAAAGCCAGUACAACUGAUUCAGUGUGAGGCAUCUAGGAAAGCGGAUGGUUUCAAUCCCCAGUUUUUUUGGAUCUAAUACACUGGAGAAAUUGAAAACUUUGUGUUCUGGAGUUUGAACUGUAAAGGACGGUUCUAAUAGGUUUGUGAGUUUGUUUCCACCCUCAUAAUUUCUUUACAAAUUAGCCAACACUAUGAAAAUGUAUAGUUUGGAUCAGUCUCAUUCAGAUUCAUACGUCCAACUGUGCUUAAUAUAUGGAGAAGAUCUGCGCAAGCAAUGCAAUUUUCUGCUUAUUUAAUAUCUCUAGCAUCUCAACAUCUAAAAACGCUAUAACACGUCAGCAUGGGAGGACUGUGUAUUAUAUUAGGAAAAUCUUCCUCAUAUCCACCAGAGGAGGUAAACAAGAGCAUCACUAGAAAGUGUGAUUUAAAGAUAAUAGUGAAAUUGUAAGUGGUUGUUUGAAAUAUUAUACCCUGAAUGGGUCAUUUGUUUAGUGAAACUGUUUGAUUUGUUUCUAGAAUUUGUAGAUGGUUUGUUUUAUGGUGGUUUUAUUUUUCCACAGGGUUUUGAGGAAAGUCUUUUUAGUACAAAGUAAUAUUUCCCACUGCGGUUUCCCAUUCAUAGCUUUUAAGAGCUAUGAUAAACAAGAUUUUCUAUCCUUAAGCAUGAAAUCCAGGUAAAACCAAUUGUACAUUGCAUUAAUACAUUGUAUUAAAUGUAUUUACAUACUUUAGAUGAAAUCAGUUAAGAAAAAUCCAGUGUAAAAGUGAAAAGCACAAAUAUUUUCUUAAAUCUGUAAAAUUUGUAAAUGUUAAUAAGUGGUCACAGAUUCAGAUUCAUUACACUGUAAACAGACUGAAAUUUCAGUCACAAUUAGCUCUCAAGAACACCAAAUUUAAUUUCCAGCACAGUUUAAUUUGUCCCUCCAAUUCCUUGCUCUGGAGCUGGUAUAUCUUGAUAUUGUACAGCAGCUCCUCAGUCACGUGAGCUAUCAGGGGAAACAUGAGAGAUUCCUCAUCGCUCGCUGCUAAAGAUGAUUGGGGAUGAGGCAGUGUCUGCUGUUUUUCAGCAGCUCCCCGUGUCCAGCUUGAACCUUUGCCCUCUCAUUUCCGGGAUUCUCGGUGGAGUUUAAAACACUUUUCUAUUCUUCACCCUGGCAGGAAUUAUUUUACCGCUUUCAAAAGAUGAAAGACACAUUGCAUGCAGCUGAAAUUGCAUUACCCACAGUGCAAACAUAAUGCCAUUUUGUUUAAAUGUUCUACCUUUGAAUCAUUUAUAGCAUUGGCAUACUGACAGGAUAAGCACUGAACACAAUUAAUUUAAUAAACUUGCCUUACAUGCAGUAAGUUUACAUUAAAGGUUGAUAGCAAGCAUUAAAUAGAAACAGUAUUUUAUAUGCAGUAUUAUUACUAAGGAAGCGCAUAUUGAUUUCCUUUCUAAUUUUACAACCGUAAAAGGUUUAAAAUAUUCAGUUAAGUCUCAAAAAAUGUUAACUAUAAGAUUUACUCAUUUAGAAUACAUAGCCUUGUAUACAGCCUCUUUUGUCUGAGGUCCAUUUUGAAAAUGAAUAAUAAUCACUAUUCUCAGACAAAUCUGUAUGUAUCAGUAAAUACUGACUGUCUUGCUUUUUUUGGACAGCAGGGCCGUUUAUACUUGUUCUUACCCACAGUUUUGAUAAAUUUUCUCCUUGUCCAGUAAAUUUUGGCAUCUCUGCUUGUUUGUCCCAAGUUGUACCAGUGUUUUAGUUU